UCACAGCCGCGAUGUGUCACUUCCACGGAUAAACGACGGAGCUCGAGCAAGUCCCGUCUCCAGCGCCGCUCCGGGAUAAUGUGCGUGAGCUCCCGUUAGCCUCGAUCAGCUCCCGUGUUCGCAAAACUACCGUCGGUGUGGUCCUUUCCAAUCUGGGGAUGGGGAUGUUCUCUCCGGCGGGUACCGCGUCCCUCGCCGCGGUGACUUUGGCGCUGCUCACCGUCGUCCUCUGCUCUUCUCCGGUCGGUGCAAAUGAAGACUGCCUGUGGUACGUGGAUAAAAACGGCACCUGGCACAACGGCUUCGACUGCCCGCUCAUCACGUUCUGCUGUGGGAAUUGUCACCGGCGCUACUGCUGCCUGGACGCCUUCAAGAUGAUUACAGAGAGGGAGCAGAAGCGCUGCAUGCUCUUCCAGUUCAGCCCCACCACUCUAGCUGGCAUCGCCUCCUCCAUCCUCCUGUUUGUGGCCGUCAUUGCCACGAUGGUGUGCUGCUUCAUGUGCUCGUGCUGUUACCUCUACCAGAGAAGGCAGCAGAGGGGCAGGACACCUUAUGAGGUCCAGCAGAUCCCCAUGGCCAGCUACCCACUGGAGCCUAUGUACGACGCUUAUGGAAAACCACUAGGACCCUCUGAGUAUCCGCAUGCAGGUUAUCCAAUGCAGGUCCAGUACCCUGGAAUGCCCCCACAGUAUCCGAUGAUGCAUCCUGGACCGUAUCCACCGCACCUAAUGGAUCCUGCUUACAGCCAGGCUCCUCCACCGUACUCUCCCCCUCAGUAUCCUGGUCAUUGAUGAGCUCAUCUCCACAAAAACACAGUGGGAAUAACAGCAGCUGAGAGAAAUGACUGUUUUCAAGAGGAGAAGGAAGCAAGACUCAAACGCACACACACACACACACACACACACACAGACACAUACACACACACACACACACACACACACACACACACACACACACACACACACAGAAUCGCUCAAACAAACACUACAGCUUCACUAGCAGUGCUUCACCUGUGAAAGAGAAAGAAAGGAGGCACUUUAAGAUUAUUUUUUUUCUGUCCUACUUUUCUGGAAUAUUUACGUAAAUCGAAGUAGGCACGCCGUUCCCCAAAAGCGAUGAGGUAUCCGGCUGGCGUCUCGACUCUGUGCGGCCACCUCUGGUGACCUCAGUUGUGUUAUCUAAAUUACAUUACAGAAGAGGGGUACAAAGGCAUUUAAAACAAUGAUAAUGCACGUCCUUUUUAUUUAUCCCAGUGAGAAAUGCUUUACUUCUUGCUUUUAUUCAAUUUGAAUAGAUUGAAUAGGGAACUGCCCCAAGACGACAUUCCGUGUCAUCUCGGUCACUAUUGCGCAUUCUCCACAUACGAGUACACGAUGUCUUCAUACCUACUUCAUCUGUAAUGUGGUAGAGGCUAAUGUGAAAAUAAAUGGGAAAUAAGGGAAGUGUGUAUGAUGUGAAACGUCACAUGUUUGGUUAAAGGCAUAUAUGAUGUGAUACAGAUGUUUUGGUUCUCCCAGUUCUGUGAAAACGCCUUUAGUCACAUGUUAGAUUCAUCUCUGUCUCUACUUCUUCUUUAUAUUUGACUCUGCUGAAUACUUCAUGAUAAUGUAUUAGCUGCACCGCUCUAUUGUAACAUCUUAACAUCAGCAUGCUACCCAUUCAAAAUUAUCUUUUUAAAUGUUUUCUGUCUCCUCCUGCUUCUUAGAUAUUAUUCUGAGCAUUGACCUCAUAAAUGCAGGUAGUACGAUUUACAAAGGUAUUUUUUUUUUCUUGGAACAUAUCAGGUCAGGGGUCGAGCUGCUUCAAUAAAGACAAAAUGUCCGGCCUUACAAUAACUAACCGUGAAGGUGAAAAAAAGAGAUUAACUAUUUAAAUACAUAUUUUGUAAAUUUGUUCUUAAUUAAUUUCAAACAAUGUAUUGUUAUUGUAACAUGAGAUAUGACGUUUUGGCAUCUUUCCAUUUGGUAUUUAUUAAUCAUGAAAGUUUCCUUGUACUGUGAAGGGUUUUCACUUUCUGGACUAAGCUGCAAAGCCAAAAAUCUCUACUUCGGAAAAGUAGAUUUAGCUAUUCACCUCUUUUUAAAGGUUUGACAUUUUGGGAAACAUACAUAUUUCGUGUCUUGUCAAGAGUCCGAUGACGAGACUGAUGAGACUCAUGUUAAAGCGGAAGAAGAUCUUUAAGUAAAGAGUUAAAUUUGUAAAGGUAGUAUAAUGUAGUAGAAGUACACAAAAGUAAUUCUGUAUUUAAAGGACAUUGUUGUUCACACAUUAUUCUGAUAAGUAAAAUCAGAUGAAUAGUCAAAAUUAUCUGCUUCUGUUGUGUUACUUAUUCACAAGAGUUCUUUACUAAAUGAAAAUACUCUAAAACAGAUUUAAUAGUAGCCUAAUAAUAUUAAUUCGCCCCAUGAUUUAUAACCCCAUCAGCGCUUAUCUAUCAGCUCUGCUAUUACAAACUUAUUUUUACGAUAUUGCAGCACCUGUAUAGUGCAGAUGGGAGAAUGCAGGUAUUUGUGAAUUUCCCAAAAUGUCAAACCAUUCCCUCAGUUUAUUUUCAAAUUUUCUACAGAUUAGGGCUCCAGUGAGGUCAGGGCCUGAACCUGUAAAUUAAUUCAUCUGUUACCGGGUCUAGUUUAGCAUCUUGUGCAGACAACAACAGCCCCGUGCCCUUGUAACAUGUAUGAACUGUAGAAUAUGACGUCUCUAGCAUGUGUUGUACAUGUGUUUGACUACUUAUACGUUAUGCCUGGAUUAUCUUUACUUUUGGUGUAAUGUCUCUCAACCUUUAAGUCAAACAAGGCACAUAUUUAUAAAAACAUACUGACUGGAGAAGUCUGGUCUUUCUUACACACAGUUCCCUGAGACGUAGUGCUGUGUCUUGUCUCUCCUCUAAACCAUGCAGUGAAUCAGAUGACAGUUACUCCUGUUAGUUUACAGUAAACUAUUUAUUCCGAUGGUGACGUCCACGUGUACAGAUCUGUUGAGCCUUUGUAAAGCACAUCGAGAACACUGGACUUUUCUUUGGCAGAUGCUUUCAUCCGUAGUUUCACCCGACAAGAUGUUUCUGUUUAUUUGUGCUUCUAAACCAACUCAGUUUGUGUGUUAAAUGAAACUGACACCAGUUGACAAAAUGACUUGUCUAGAUGAGGCUGCUUUUGUCUGUUGUCAUAUGGAUGUUAUGACAUUGUAAUAUAAAGAGAUCGAGUGAAAAAGUUUUUAUUUCUAUUAACAUAAAAUUUAACUUUGGAAUGUAAAGUACAAA
Molecule: messenger RNA, 3259 nt
Organism: Platichthys flesus (European flounder)
Lineage: Eukaryota; Metazoa; Chordata; Actinopteri; Pleuronectiformes; Pleuronectidae
Gene: shisa4
Product: shisa family member 4
Exons: 5
Coding region: 159-791 (210 amino acids)
Source: RefSeq, a predicted model, not a curated record